CUCCUUAACUCUCUCUCUCUCUCUCUCUCUCUCUCCCCCUCUCCGUAGAAUCUCUCUGAAGAACACCGGGGUCUCAUCCACAGGCCAGGAGAGCUUCCGUUGGUUUGCAGAAAUUAGGGUUUUUGCUUUUUCCCCCUUUGGCUUUCAUCACGAUGACCGCAAAAGAAUUCACCAACCAUCUUCAAAAAACCCUCGCUUAGAUCCCCUCAUUGUCGUUGCUUGGACCUGAGCACUUCGUCGUCUAACCCUCGCUCCCUCUCCUUCUCUCUGUCGGGAUUUUGGAUGUGAGAAUUUCUUGAAUAGCAAUAUGAGUGACGACAUUUUUGAUGGGCAGAUAUUAGCUGAGAAGUUGUCUAAACUCAAUAGUUCACAGCAAAGUAUAGAAUCAUUAUCUCGUUGGUGCAUUUCUCAUAGAAAGAAAGCCAAACAGAUUGUUGAAACGUGGGAGAAAACUUUCAAUACUGCUCAGAGAGAACAGCGCGUUUCUUUCCUUUAUUUGGCCAAUGAUAUUCUGCAAAAUAGCAGGCGAAAGGGUAGUGAGUUUGUGAAUGAAUUUUGGAAAGUUCUUCCUGCAGCUCUGAAGCAUGUCUAUGAAAAUGGCAACGAAUAUGGAAAGAAAGCAGCAUGCAGACUGGUGGAUAUAUGGGAAGAGAGGAAAGUAUUUGGAUCUCGGGGUCACAAUCUUAAGGAUGAAAUGCUGGGUAAGAAUCCGCCUCCAUCAACAACCAAUGGAAAGAGUUCAAAUCCUAUUAAGAUAGUGAAGAGGGAUGCUCACUCAUUAAGGAUUAAAUUGGCUGUUGGAGGUAUGCCAGAAAAAAUAGUGACUGCAUUUCAGUUGUUACAUGAUGAAAAUACCACUGAGGAAGCUGCAUUAAACAAGUGUAAGGUAGCCAUGAGUCUUUUAGGUCAGCUGGAAAAGGAUGUGGAAAAGACAUAUACCCAAGGCAACCAGGUAGGAUCCUCACUGGUGGAUGAGAUACAGGAGCAGGAGAAUGCACUUGAGCAAUGUCUUAUGCAACUUAAAAAUUCUGAAUCAAUUAGGGCUGAGUUGGUUUCUCUACUUAGAGAAGCACUUCAUGAGCAGGAAUCAAAGCUGGAACUUGUUCGCAACCAGUUGCAAGUUGCUCAAGGUCAACUCGAGGAAAUUGGCAAUAUGAGACACAAGCUGACACUGCCACCUGUUCCUCCUUCCCUGACAACAACCAACCAACCGAUGGAAGUAGCUACUGUGGUUGAACCCAACCUCCCUGCAGCUCAUCCUAUCAGCACUCCUCCAUCUUCAUUGGCCCAACCCGUGAUUUCCUUUUCCAGCCUGAAGUCUAGUGAAGAAGAGAACAAGAAGGCGGCAGCUGCUGCAGUUGCUGCUAAGCUUGCUGCUUCUACAUCCUCUGCUCAGAUGCUUACGUCUGUUCUCUCAUCUCUCGUUGCAGAGGAGGCCGCCUCCAUGAAUGGUGGUAUGAAAUCAGCGGGGUUCACCUCAAGUCUACCCAUAUUCUCUCCAGAAAAACGGCCUAAACUAGAAAAACCGAUGCUGGUUACAGACACUAAUAGUUCGGACAUGGGUAGUACAGGCUACUUUACCUCUGUGCAACAGCAACCCAUGGCUAGCAUGCCAUCUACAAGUAUGCAACCCAUCUCCCAAGCCAAUCAAUUACCGGCUCCAUUUCAGCCACCGCCACCUCCACCUCCUGUGCCACAGGCAAACCAAUUUGUCCAACCCGGUGGUCUGAUGAUGGGGGUUAUGCCUUACGGAUAUGGUGCUAGUAGCCUGCCACCUCCCCCUCCCCUGCCUUCACAUAUUGCAAUGGGAUUAGCAAGACCAGCCCCCCAGCCGCAGCCACAACCACUUCAGUCCCCGCAGCAGCAGGCUCAGCCAUCGCAAAACCAGUCGCAGCAACCCACAAAUGGGGGAUAUUAUCGGCCACCAGGUAUCGGUUUCUAUGGGCAAAACCCUCAGCCGUCAACGCCCCCGGUUCCCCGGCCAUGACGCCCAGCGAGGCCGGGCCAUUUUGUACAUUAAUAGGCAUCUUUGACAUCAUAAUGAGUUGCUUUUGUGUUUUAUAAUGUGUACUUUUACCCGUAGAUGUCCUCUCUGCAUACAAUCCCCCCCCCCCCCCCCCCCCCAACCCAUCCAAGCUUCUUGUACUGCUUUGAAAUGAUAGCGAAGUAGCAGUAAGUACCAUUUUACUAAUGUUUAUAAAGUAACAAUUCGUGCUUACAACAGAGCUACAGGGGAAAUCCUCGUAUGCAGCCAGCUAAUCUGUUAUCUAUUAUCCAAUCUGCAGUCAUGGGGACACUCUUUUUAGGAUCAAUAGAUUUUUCAUAAAUGCUUUGUUGAAUGAUUAUCAACGAUGUAGCAGCUUUAUGCUUGUGACCCAACAACUCUGGGCUAUCGUGUUAUUACCCGCUUGACUUUGUUGUGAA
Messenger RNA from Diospyros lotus (date-plum), 2424 nucleotides. RefSeq names its product UPF0400 protein C337.03-like. Gene Ontology annotation, biological process: mRNA 3'-end processing. Gene Ontology annotation, molecular function: RNA polymerase II complex binding. Bases 308 to 1987 code for a protein of 559 amino acids. The transcript has 8 exons. Lineage: Eukaryota; Viridiplantae; Streptophyta; Magnoliopsida; Ericales; Ebenaceae. The record is from RefSeq and is a predicted model, not a curated record. Gene Ontology annotation, cellular component: RNA polymerase II, holoenzyme.